GCGCAGUAGUCAACCUCUGUGAUGCAUAAUCUGUUCCGGAGAAGUAGCAAGCCUAGGUAAUUCGCUUUGUACUGAUUGGCGUUAGCUGUACCUGAAAGUCGCUUUGAAAUCACUAAUUUCGUGCACAAAGUACGGAGGCCCCAUCAAUGACCACAACACCCGUCGAGCCUUUGCCUACACUACCUGUCAAUACUAACGGUGAUCAAAACGAUAUUGCUAAUACCGUUCCACCGUCUUCGCCUUUGGUAAAGCCAGUUACAGAGAGCCGGCCAAUAGACUUCAAGAAAUACGCUGUAGUCGUUGCUAUUGAUUUCGGUACAACUUUUUCAGGAUGCAGCUACGCAUUUGCUGAAGAUGAAAAUAUUCAAGACAUCACGAAAUGGCAUAAAUAUAGUGGUUUUUAUUCCAAGACACCGACGUUGCUCCUUUAUAAGCAUAAGCCGCUAAAGGUUCAAGAUUGGGGUAACGGCGCCAGAUUAGCCGUACUGAAGCCAAAUACGAAGGACUCGACUUUACUUAAGUGUUUUAAGCUUCAUCUAUCGGAUAACCAGGAGUAUGGCGAAUUACCGCCUUUAAUAGUUGGAUCUGAGACGUUCGACCCUAUCAGACCGAUCUCGGACUACCUUAAGCUUUUUCAUCAGAACGCCAUGGAAGAACUACGAAAGGGAUUUGCAAAUAACAUCGAACCUGAAAGAUUCCGAUACUGCUUAACUGUGCCUGCCAUUUGGUCUGACAGAGCUAAGACUAGCAUGCGAGAAGCAGCUUUACGGUCUGGUAUCAUAUCACGAGACGAUCCCGUUGAACGCCUCAUAUUAAUAAGCGAGCCUGAAGCUGCAGCUCUGUACUGUGAAAAGCGCAGUGAAUCUUGGAACCUUCAACACGGAGACAAAUUUAUGAUUGUUGAUGCUGGUGGUGGCACUGUGGAUCUUAUUGUUUACGAGAUAGAACACUUAGAUCCAAAACAACCAAGAACUUUGAAGGAACUUACAAAAGGCCAAGGCGGACUCUGCGGAGGAGCAUACAUUGACGAGAAUAUGCGGAAGCUUUUGAGAUCGAAACUCAAACGAUACAUCAAAUCCAUUCCAGCAUGUGCCUUUGAGAUAAUGAUGGAUGAAUUUGUUCAAACUAUCAAGCCUGAAUUCAAUGGAAAGGACACGCAAUACCUACAGCUACCUGCGUCAGCACAGUGUGAUCAGACGGACGAAUCUAUAGGAUUGGAGAACGGAAUUCUUCUUCUCACUGCAGACGAGUUAAAUGACCGAGUCUUUAAACCGGUGAUUAACCGGGUUAUAAAGCUUAUUGACGAGCAGCUGCGACAAUGCAAGACUUACAUAAACGCUAUAUUUAUGGUUGGCGGCUUUGGAUCUUCUAAUUAUUUAUACUCUAUGGUUGAAAAAGAAUUUCGCGAUCGAGUGACCAUGAUCGCUUCGCCACCUCGAGGCGAGUUAGCUGUCGUCCAUGGUGCUGUUAUGCACGCACUACAUCCAAACAAAGUGACAAGCAAAAUUGCGCGGCGAACUUACGGCGUGAUGACUCGAAUGAAAUUUGAAGAAGGGCUGGAUCCCGAAGAUAGCGCAAUUAUUACUGUUGAUGGUGUUAAGCGUUGUUCUACAAGAUUCGACGUAUAUCUUCGAAAAGGCGACAGAAUCGAAGUACAAGAUCAUCCCAUCCGUAAAAACUUUUGGAUAUCUUAUCCAGCCAACACAGAGACCGACUUGUAUGCCUAUGAUGGUGAUGGGCCAAUACCACGGCAGGUUACUGAUCCCGGUGUUCGAAAAAUCGCAGAUUUCCCCAUAGAAAUCCCGCAUCUCCCUGGUGUUCGUGCCGGAGACCGCGUUGACCUUCAAAUUGACUUCAUUUUCGCCAGCACCGAAUUACGCAUCGAGGUUCUUGUAAAGGGUCAGCAGAUGUCAUUCACCAGUAAGCUUGAUUCGGAAGAUGCGUAAGCAGUUUCCACUAUCUACUUUUGCUUUAUAAUAUACCGUAGUAUUAGAUGCGUUUAUUUAUCUAUUUGUAUUCUACAAUGAUACCUUGUAAAUGUUAGAAUUGGGGUUGCGAAGAUGUAUACUAUUGCCACAAUAACACGUUAAUCGUAACUAUGUUGUUAAUUGGUUCAGCC
Umbelopsis ramanniana AG is the source of this 2119-nucleotide messenger RNA. RefSeq lists its product as uncharacterized. The record is from RefSeq and is a predicted model, not a curated record. The coding region runs from base 147 to 1946 and encodes 599 amino acids. The transcript is spliced from 8 exons. Lineage: Eukaryota; Fungi; Mucoromycota; Umbelopsidomycetes; Umbelopsidales; Umbelopsidaceae.